Messenger RNA from Zymoseptoria tritici IPO323, 4365 nucleotides. RefSeq lists its product as uncharacterized. The transcript has 6 exons. The record is from RefSeq and is a predicted model, not a curated record. The coding region runs from base 13 to 4365 and encodes 1450 amino acids. NCBI's taxonomy places the organism in Eukaryota, Fungi, Ascomycota, Dothideomycetes, Mycosphaerellales, Mycosphaerellaceae.
AGUCUCGCCAGCAUGGACUUUGAACAACAGACAUAUACCGGUCCUGUCGACUGGAACAUCCCAAGUCCUACGGCCACUCCGACCUCGACCACCUUCGCCCACAAUGCCUUUCAAACGCCCAAGACGACCAACUUCCCGUCCCACUUCCAAGACGCCUUCACCACACCUCAAAUGCCGAGCUAUACCACACCCCGGCGGUCCGAGUAUGCCACCAUGACACCCAUGCAAGGACAGCCUCACAUGCAGCCCAACCAAUACUACCCAACUAUGCAAGCAUCUGCUGGGGCAGCACAGGGUCAGGCCAUGCCACCACCACAUCAAGUCACUUUCCAGCGGAGUCCUGCCGCAUAUGGAUACUCCCAACCACCUCAAGUCCAUCACGCCGCCGCCAUGUCCUUUGACUCCUCCCACAUGCAGACUCCACCACCCACGAGAGGAAGUUCGGUCAAGAAACCGGUACCGCAAGACGUGGCUUUUGGCACACCCUCUACUAUUGCUUCGCGGAGGUUCAUGACGCCUCAACAGGGCUACACUUCCAGUCAAGCAGUACCUGCAACACAAGCAAUGCAAUACCCUAAUCUGCAGUUUCCGCCGGAGGUCUAUCAGUUUGGCAAUCUAGGACCUCAAUCAGCUCCUGUCUUUCCUCAAACUCAGUUGUUGUGGGGAAGUCCGCCAAUGUACAAGGAGCAACAGCAGCAGCAGCAGCAGCAGCAGCAGCCUAGUCUGGAUGAUCCAUUCGCGCCAGUCUCGGUGCAGCCCAUCCCUUGGUCGAAUGCUCCACUGCAGUCGAACGUACAGGCGACGUCCUUUGACACUCCCGCAAUGGGCAGUUUUCAUCAUGUGCAAGCGAUGCUCAGACCAGCUUCAGCCGGGCAAUACAACACUUCACACGCACCACCACAAAUGCCACCCAUGACCUCCGCGAGCGUGGAUCCUUCUUUGGUGUAUAGCUCGCCCAUUCGGCCUGUCCUUCCGUCGAACGCCUCCUCCGCCCGUAAGGUGCGUCCGCAAGGACCUGAGAUGGCUCGGCAAGACAGCCCCAAUUCCGAAGAUAAACAUUCAGACACUUUCUCCUCCACGGACACAACCAACGGCAUCAAUGCUGCAGACCAACUUCGUCGAAGCAACCCCACAGGUACGAAUCGACCUAAGAUCUCUGAAACCCUUAGUCGAAGUAGCAGCGCACUCUCCGUGCCGCGCACUGCGUCUCCUCUCAAACGAUCUCGCAAGCCCGUCCCGCUUGGCUCCAUUUCCGAAACGAAGAAACCACCUCCGCGUCCACGAAACUCCAUCGUUCUCACUGUCGAUGAGUCGGGUCGUGCCAGUGCCGUUAGCACUCGAUUCGUCAACACCUGCAGCCCAACAAAAGACAAAGCCAUUCGCGACCGCUAUCCUGGUCUGUUCGAUUCCGACUCGAGUGAUGAAGAGGCGUCGGAGGAUGAGAAGGAUGACAACACACCUUCCCGGACAACAUCGUUCACGUCGCUGGCCCGCACCAAGUCUAUUCGACUGGAUCCGCCGGUAGAGAACCUCGAAGGCUUGUCCCUCCCACGAUCCGGAUCUGCCAUGUCGAUGAAGGUCACACCUUCCCGCGCUGCCAUCGCCGCUGCAGCCUCUCUCCGUCGAGGAGGAAGUCUACGCAAGCCAACAAAUACGGGGACCACCCCCAACGGCCGCAGAGUGACUAGCUCUUCCGCCACAAGCUCGAUCGAUACCUGUCCAAUGGACACAUCCUCGCCGAUAGGAGCUGCCACGUCAAGAGGACCAGAAGAUUUCUCGCCCGGCUUCCCAGGCUGGAACCCGCAUACUCUCGACGACCACAAUCGACGAUGGAGCCUCCUUUCCCGGGAACAGCUGCAGCAGUUUCCACACCCACAGCCGAGUGUCUCGCCCACUCAUCCUCCUCAGUACGCGGCGGACAUGUCGUUAUACCAGCAGCCCUCGCGAUCGAUGCAGCAACAUCCACAGCAAAGAGCUGGCAUGGUCAAUGGGCAUGCCGCGAAACGUAUCCGCUGUCACUGCGGCAUCACGGAAGAGAGAGGAUUACCGCUGAUUCAAUGCACCAUGUGCACGCAGUGGGCACAUUGGAGCUGUAAUCCAACGGCCAGCAGUGGACAGGGAGGUGGCUUUACUUGUUGGCUUUCGUUUGAGCGGCUUUCCCUUUUGAACACCCCCGGCUCAACACCGCCAUUGUGGGGCAGGGUAUAUGGGAUGGAGAUUUUCUUUGUUGUUCCUGGAGAGGAGAGAACAACAAUUAUCAUACGACAAUCAUUUCCACCACAACGACGAGUAACGAACAACGACUGGAUUCCCUGCUGGCAAAAACAAGCAACGGCGAUAACUGUAACCGUUCGGAUCUAUCGCGAGACGAGACGAGAUCAGACUGCCGGCAGUCUACGCUCGCAACUGAGACAAGUCCGCAUACACGCAAUCAUCAUACCAAACAGCCAGAUGGCAGCAAGACACUUCCCAUACGGACGCAACACUCCAACGAAUCCGCCUACCAUGCCAGCCUCCAGCUCCAACCCAGCACCUACCUCUUUCUCCACCCGCCACUCAUCAUCCACCCACCGUCACCGCCACCACUACAACAACUACCCACCCCGUUCCUACACCGACCUCACCACAUCCGACAUCUCCCUCCUCGCCCCGAUCUUCGGUCCCCUCCCACCACGCACCCUCUCCAUCCACGCCGCCCACACCACCGCCCAUCGCGCUCAAAUUUCCAACUUGCCCGCCCACCUGCUCGUCAAACCGAGAUACUCGAUCCUCAACUACUUCUGCACCGUACACAAACACCUGGCGCCAUCACCGGUGAACAGCGUACUGGACUUUGUCCGCGACGAAGUCUCCACAGAAGCUCUCCGGGACUGGGACCCCGUCAUUGGAAAAUGCUGGCUCGACCCGGACACGUUGGGUUUACUGCAAGAAAUGAACGCCGUGUGGUACUCUGUGGACAAGUUCACCGCCACGUUUGGGCGAGCUCCACAAACGCAUCGCACGAGAUGGGUCUACCAAGAUGGAAAGUGCAGUGCGUGCAAGCUCAUCGCCGUGGCGGCGAAUGUGCCCGGUAUGAUUGCUCUGGCGGGAUGUCUGGUCGCGAGAAUCAGUCCGCGACUGUGGGGAAGGAGUAAGCGGGUGAGAUGGUUGGAGGCGUGGUUGAGGGGCAGUGUGGAGUGGUCUUUCCAGGGAGAAGGGGUCGUGAGGGCGAUGUGGGAAUGUGCGGUGCGGUUGAGGAGGACGAUGAGGGCUGUUACCGGGGAUGAGAGGAGGUGGGGUGAAGGUAGGAGCGGGGAGAGGAGGAGGGAGGGCGAUGAGGAGAGGAAGUAUGUGGAAGACUUUGUAGCGAAGGUGAGGGAGCCGAUCCGGCCUGGGAGGGAGGCCGGGCAGGAGGAUCAUGUGGCUUGGGUGGAAGGGACGAAGAUGAAGGGCGAGGUACAGAAUCCGAUGAACCCGUUCAUGGGGAGGAGGAGGAGUGGGAGGGCGAGUCAGAGAGAGAUGAGGUUGCCGGAUGUGGAGUUGCCGGGUUCGAGACCGGCGGGCAUGAAGCCUUCAAAGUAUAAGGCACCCGUCGCGGAAGAGUCUUCGAUGCCUGCGAGGCAUGUUUCCGCUCGAAAGCCCAUUCCACCGCCAAAGGAUACACCGCGUCCUCCGACACUACCUCCACCACCGAAGCUGCCGACUCCACCAUCGUCGAAACGCAAGUCGGAAGAUCACAUCCCUCGAACACGCCGCCUCGACUCCCUUGGCUUCUUCGCCCGCGCGCAGAGUAUCCACAACCACUCCACGCCCGAGCAGUCCACCACCGAUAGCCCACCGCCACAUCUCUCCCCAACACCACUCCAAAGUCUGCAAUCCCCGCCGGCCUCAUCCGACAGCAGCACAGGUCUCUUUCCCGCUCCUCUUAACCCUCAUCAGCACCGCCAAUCUUCCUCUCGGAACCCUUACCCGACCAUCACCUCUCCGCGUAAACGAGUUACCAGCUCCAUCUACUCCCGCGCUACGAAUGAUCCUUCCUUCAACUCACCCGUCGAACAUGACGAUCCGUUCUCUCCAUCGUUCGAGUUUUCCGACAUUGAAGAAGAGGAAGACGACCACUUCGACCACCAGAUGAAGGAUGAGUGGGCGGCGGAGGACAGCGAUUGGAAUGCGGAGGCGAGACGAGCGGCGGCUUCAGCGGCUGAAGUGAGAACUGGAGAGGAGAUGAGGAGCGAUGGAGGAGGGAAUUGGUGGGAGACGGUGAAUGAGUGGAGGGAGAGUGAGUUUAUUGAUAGUUAUCGGGAUCGAGGGGAGGAUUUCGGAGAGGCGGAGGGUGGGAUGAGGGGUGGAAAGGGAAAGGGAGUUGUUGGGAGGGGGUUUAUUUGA